AUGGGUUUCCUUCCCGACUACUCGUUGCACUACCUGUUUGAGACCCUUCUCGUCGCCGUCCUCAUCUACGUCAUCAUGCGGAAUCGCGCCAAACGGCAACAGGAGAAGCUGUCGAAGAAGUUGACGGAACGGCAGAAGGAUGAACUGAUCGCCGAGUGGGUCCCCGAACCGUUGGUGCCCGAGACCCCGCAGGAUCAUCCCGUUCUCAACCCGAAAUAUGCCGAUGGGUAAGGAAAACGCAUUAAAUGAGAACAGCUCCAAAUUAUCAAAAUAAUGUAUUUUCGGCGGCCAGACGUUUUGCAACCAAAAUAAAGAAAAUCGUACGUUUUGGAAACGACUAGAUGUUUGAAUCCGAAAAUAAAGUUUGCAGUUUUCACGUAAGAAGUGUAGUUUUUAAAAUUGACCCUUUUCACGUGAAAAGCCUUUCUUUAUUGAGAGAAUUAUUGGUUCUUUCAGCCGGGAAAUCUCUAUUGAAACCAAAACAACAAUAGAAAAAACCUCCGGAAAAUGAAUAUUCACGCGCCUUCUAUUUUGAUAUUUUAUUGGGUCGUUUACGCGCUGAAAAGCUUUACUUUACGGAGGUUUUUCUAGUGUUAUCCUGCUUCGAAAAGAGGUAAAAGAAAUGCCUUCUUCCCGACUGAAAGGACCAUUUCGCGAAAAAGAAACUCUUACGGUUGAUAUAUUUGUAAAAUGACAAAGGUUAGUGAAUUUUUCACUCCUCAGUUACAAUUUCCAUCAAUUUUUGCAGCAAAAUGACAAAGGAAGUGUCGAUCGACGGCGAGAAAUACCUGAACAUGGCCUCCACCAACUUCCUCAGCUUCAUCGGCGUGAAACGAAUCGAGGAACGCGCCAAACAGACCAUUUUCAAGUACGGAGUCGGAUCGUGCGGGCCACGUGGUUUCUACGGAACCGUCGACGUGCAUUUGGAUCUGGAAAAGGAGCUGGCAAAGUUCAUGGGAUGCGAAGAAGCCGUUCUCUACAGUUACGGAUUCGCGACCGUCUCGUCGGCGAUUCCCGCCUACGCAAAGAAGGGAGACGUGAUUUUUGUGGACGAGGGCGUUAAUUUCGCCAUUCAAAAAGGACUUCAAGCAUCGAGAAGUCGAGUAGAGUACUUUAAGCACAAUGAUAUGGAGCAUCUGGAAAGAUUGCUUUUGGAGCAGGAACAGCGGGAUUUAAAGGAUCCGAAGAAGGCAAAAACGGUGCGCAGAUUCAUUGUGGUCGAGGGACUCUACGUGAACCACGCGGAUCUUUGUCCGCUUCCGAAGAUCAUCGAGUUCAAGUGGAGAUUCAAGGUUCGAGUGUUCAUCGAUGAAAGCUGGUCGUUCGGAGUUAUUGGAAAGACUGGAAGAGGUAGGUAUUUUUCAACUUCAUGUCUUAGUGGCAAAGAUUGUCAAAAUAUCGAAACAUUUAUCAAAGUACAAAAACUGGGCGCCAAAAACCCGUACAUCACCGUAAUGUUGAAAAUAUGUACACAAAGAAGGCCUAA
Caenorhabditis sp. 36 PRJEB53466 is the source of this 1486-nucleotide messenger RNA. The record is from the annotation of a GenBank genome assembly. NCBI's taxonomy places the organism in Eukaryota, Metazoa, Nematoda, Chromadorea, Rhabditida, Rhabditidae.